AAGUAGUAGAUAAAAAUUUGUAUUACAUAAAAAUAAUUUUAUCAAAUAAAUAAAUAAUAACAAAUCCAUGGCAUCAAACUCACCUUAACAAAUUAAGCAUCUGAUUGAUAAAAUGCUAAUGAAUAAUUGCCAAAUGUACAUAAUGUGUAAUACUUAACAAGGAUAUCAUCUAGUGUGCAAAUAUUUUAAAAUAAUUCACAUAAUAACAGUGCAUUACAAAGUAUGACCAUAAACAAAAAAUAGAUACAUCCUGCGUUAAAUGGUAUUUAUCUAAAAAUUACAUGUUUACAAAUUGUCAAUCAAAUUUUGUAUAAAUGUGGGAGGUAAUUGCUACUUCUAAAAACGAUAUUUAAACAUUUUUCGUAAAUGUUAACUUAAUGAUUUGUGGGAUUCCUGAGAGCAGUCAUACACUAUGAAAAGCUUUAUAGUUUUUGGAUUUUUAGUUUGUGGGGCAAUGGCUUUCACAGAAGAACAACAACAGCUGAUGGAUUCUUUACAUGCCGAGUGUGUAUCUCAAACUGGAGUUGGUGAAGAUGCCAUUGGCAAAGCAAAAGGUGGAGAUUUUGUUGACGAUCCCAAAUUAAAAUGUUACAUGAAAUGUGUUUUUAAUGAAAUUGGUGUGAUAACUGACGAUGAAAAAAUUGACAUAGAAGGUGCUCUAGCUAUUUUACCCGAUGAGAUGAAAGAUAUUGCUACCCCAGUAAUCACAAAGUGUGGUACUCAAGCUGGUGCAGAUGUAUGCGAAGCCAUAUUUAAUACAUUGAAAUGUUAUUACGAUAUGGAUAAAAGAGCAUUCUUUUUACCGUAGAAAAAUUAUUGGAUGUAAGAAAAUAUGUAAUUUUGUUUUUUUUGUAUUAAGUUUUUUAAAAAGUGGCAUCAUUAAAAAUGUAUUCGUAAUGUUGACUUAAAUAAACGUUUUUUUAUGUA
Molecule: messenger RNA, 927 nt
Organism: Diabrotica virgifera virgifera (western corn rootworm)
Lineage: Eukaryota; Metazoa; Arthropoda; Insecta; Coleoptera; Chrysomelidae
Product: general odorant-binding protein 69a-like
Exons: 6
Coding region: 413-808 (131 amino acids)
Biological process (GO): sensory perception of smell
Molecular function (GO): odorant binding
Source: RefSeq, a predicted model, not a curated record